Molecule: messenger RNA, 1781 nt
Organism: Durio zibethinus
Lineage: Eukaryota; Viridiplantae; Streptophyta; Magnoliopsida; Malvales; Malvaceae
Cellular component (GO): intracellular anatomical structure
Molecular function (GO): pyridoxal phosphate binding
Source: RefSeq, a predicted model, not a curated record
AAGAGGAAAAAGCAAAACGCACCGUGUUAUCCCAAGCCCAAAACGCAACGUCUGGCCUAAUACUCAGGACGCUGAGCUGAGCGAAAGUGAAAAAGGACAGCGAGGGAAACACGAUCACAAGCGCUGAUGAAAAAUCCAGAAGAGUGUAAAACCAACAAUCAACAACAACAACAACAAGAGAUGGCAGCCUCAUCGGCGGCAAUGGACGGGGUGGCAGCGACGGCUCUCCGGUCUGUGCUCCAGAGAGUCCACCAGGCCGCCGACCUGUCUGGUCGUGAAUCGCAGCGGAUCCGCUUGGUUGCCGUCAGCAAAACGAAACCCGUCUCUGUCAUUCGCCAAGUCUACGACGCUGGUCAUCGCUAUUUCGGCGAAAACUACGUCCAAGAGCUCGUCGAAAAAGCCCCCCAGCAGCUUCCAGAAGAUAUCGAAUGGCACUUUAUUGGGAAUUUACAGAGCAACAAAGUGAAGCCUUUGAUUGCUGGUGUGCCAAACCUUGCGAUGGUGGAAACUGUAGAUGAUGAGAAGAUUGCAAAUCAUCUUAAUCGUGUAGUUGGAAGUUUUGGAAGAAAACCUUUAAAAGUCUUAGUCCAGGUCAAUACCAGUGGAGAGGAAUCAAAAUCUGGUGUUGAGCCUUCAGGUUGUGUGGAACUUGCAAAACAUGUUAGUCUGAGUUGCCCGAACCUUCAAUUUCGUGGAUUGAUGACAAUUGGGAUGCUUGAUUAUACAUCAACAGCAGAGAACUUCAAGACAUUAGCAAAUUGCAGAAGUGAGGUCUGCAAGGCUCUUGGAAUACCAGAAGAGCAAUGUGAACUAUCAAUGGGGAUGUCUGGUGACUUUGAGCAAGCUGUAAGGAUAGUUUUCAUAUGCUAUCAAGAAAAGGAAAAUCAUGGAUUUAUUGAAAUGGGAAGUACCAAUGUCAGAGUUGGAUCAACCAUCUUUGGGGCAAGGGAAUAUCCAAAAAAAAAAUGAAACUAACUUAUGAAAUUGACGGGCACAUUACUUAGAUCGUCAUUGCAUUGUUAUUGAAGGAGUUGUACUCAAUCCUUAGGCUGUUAUCUUUUACUCUGGGUUGCUCUGGUUCGGUACCGGGCUUGUAAGGUGGAUAUAACCAAAAAAAAAAAUGAAAAAUCUGAUGUUGGAAUACAUGGAACUUGUUUAUAUGCCUUCCAAAUGAUUCUAAUAAUAAUUUAAUCAAUUAAUUGAUCCGAAAUUCUGAAUUGAACAAUUAACCUUCUGGUAUGAACUGGUAUGAGCUAUGAACUACAAAUGCAAGUAGUCCAAAGUUAAUUGUGUCCCUCCAUCAAGUCAACUCUAGCACUCCUGAUUCCUAGACGUUUCCCAGCCUCCUCAAGGCAUGUACUUCUUUAAACCUCUUCUACCCUGGCCUCUCAGUGCACCAACGCAUUGUUCUUCGUGGGUUUUCUUCAGAUUCUUAAACAGUAGCUUCUUUUAUCAAUUUUUAAGCAACACGACAAACGCUCGCAAGGUUUGCUAUUGUCCCUGGACUGCCUCUAUUGGGUGCUAUUGUCGUGGUGGCGACGUGGACAUUGCUUUUUCUAUGUAUAAUGAAAUGCGAUGCAACAAGGUCGAGCCUAGUCCGGUUACAUUUUUAAGCUUGCUCUCUAGUUCCUUGGAGGUAGCCCACUUGCAGGCUUUGCAUGGCUCUGCGGUUUUUGCUUCUCUAAAUCUAAGACAUAUGCAGAAUUGGAUUAUAUGCUGCAUGCUACCAAAAAAGGGAAAAGAAAAGAAGGUGAUGCUCAUUAUUAACAGCUACAAAAUAU